AUUUGAUCCCAUUGCGAUUUGUUAACAUUGUUUAUUCACGAAGACAUGACAGAAAUAUUUCAAAUCGAAUCGUAAACGCUGGAUCGUUGGCAUUCAUGAUUUCUAAAGUUUUAAUGUCUAAACUUUCAUAGUGAAUAAUUAAAUCGAGAAUUGUGAUUAAUGGAAAGAACAUAUCCCAGUGGCACCGGUGCUGGUUGUUAAAAUACCCCUUUGCUCCAUUUUAAUUGUCCAUUCCGAGCAUUCUCCACACAGAAUCGACAUUUAUCCACAAUUUAAACGUCGCUAUUAUUAUUACUGUAAUGUAUACAUAAUUGUCUAAUUCAUAAAUUCGAAGAACUGUGGAAGAUUCUGCUCUGAGAAUCAGUAGUAUCACCUUUAAGGUUAAGCUCGAUGUCAUCCGCCAUGAAGAUUCAGUACUCCUCACCCGACGGAACCGUCAAGAAACAAGUCAUAACUCGUGGCUCAAUUACGAAUAAACCAAUGGAGGGAUCGAUAUGUCACCUGCACAUUGAGAACCUGGAAGUACUCCCCGCAGACUCCCUCGACUUAUCCACCCAACACAGCGAAAUUCUGUCAUGCAAGCCAGAUGUUGUUAUCACAGUGGACGAAGUAUUGUCAGAGAUCGAUAAUAAGAUUGAAAGAGCGAUCAAAUGGAUGGGUGAACACGAGGUAGCUUUAAUCACCAUAAGUCUUCCAUCUCCCAACGACUCAAUAACAAUAAAAUUCAAAGCAACAUUGACGAAACAUAUACCAACGAAACCUAUCUGGCUGUGGACCCCAGAAGAAAAAUACCAGACAGCUCUGAAGUACAAAAACAUGGCAGUAUCACUGGUUCGUGACAACAGACUGAAAGACGCCUUCUACAGGUUUAGUAAAGCCUGCAAAAUCAUCAUCUCCAUGGAGCCCAUUGAACCUGAUCUAGAGCUCUCAGAAGAGAUGAACAAGAAAAUACGAGAGUUGAGGACGAGCCUCUACAACAACAUGGCAAUGUGUCAGCUGAAAUACAAUAAUUACGAACAUGCGAUUGAGUUGUGCACUAAAGUACUUCAGAGGGACGAAAAUAACGUGAAAGCUCUUUAUCGGAGGGGCUGUUCUUAUGGGGGCACUAGGAAUAACGAAAAGGCGAUCGAGGACUUGCAGAGAGCUAUCGAACUAGAGCCUAACAACACUGCUGUCAGGGAGAAGUUGAGGAUUUAUAGUGAAAAGUGGAGAUUGGCGAAGAUUGAGGCUGAUGAUAUGGUUAAACGAAUGUUUAGAACUUGAAUAAUUUGUUUGGGAGGUGUGCAUAUGGUUGGGAAUUUAACACCGAAGACCUUGAAAUUCUAUCAUCCAAGCCACACGU
Messenger RNA from Diachasma alloeum, 1342 nucleotides. RefSeq names its product peptidyl-prolyl cis-trans isomerase FKBP62. Gene Ontology annotation, molecular function: protein binding. The record is from RefSeq and is a predicted model, not a curated record. Bases 391 to 1263 code for a protein of 290 amino acids. The transcript is spliced from 2 exons. NCBI's taxonomy places the organism in Eukaryota, Metazoa, Arthropoda, Insecta, Hymenoptera, Braconidae.